GUCAAAUCUGUCAUUUUGUGGAAGGAAUAUGGCGGCGUGAGAAAGCCCCCAAAAUUAGUUUAUUAGUGGUUUAGCGUCGAAAGUACUGUUUAUUGUGUUAGUGCAUCAUUAGAGGUGUUUUUCCAUGAAAUUAUACAAAACUUGAUAAGACAGCCGCAAUAUGGCAUAUUCUUUGCCAAAAGAUUUAGAUGGGUUCAUCCCCCAUUUGUCCAAAGCAGACACGAGGUUUCGUCUGCAGGUUGGGACCGAUCUCUUGGCCUUCCUGGCGGAGCCUUCAAAUUCCGUUUGCUGCCAGGACAUUGGCUUGCUCAUCGAUGGGCUGAUACCUUGGAUGCAAAGCAGCAAUUAUAAGGUCUCCAGCAAUGGCAUUGAAGUUAUGACAUACUUGAUAGACAGGCUAGGGACUGAUUUCAGACCGUACCUACAAACAGUAUUACCAAACGUGAUAGACAGAUUGGGCGACGCCAAAGACACAGUCCGCGAAAAAGCCCAACUUUUGAUCUUGAAGCUGUUAGAACGUAACGUCCUCACCCCGCAAACUCUCCUCGAAAAGCUCACUCCGGGAUUCACGCACAAAAACGCCAAAAUCAGAGAGGAAGUCCUACGGUGUCUCCUUAACACGCUCAACGAACACGGGGCCCAAUCGUUGACGAUAAGUCGCUUCAUCCCCGACAUUGUUAAACUCUUGUCGGAUCCAACGUCGACGGUGAGGGAUACAGCGUUUACUACAUUGGUUGAUUUAUAUAAACACGUCGGCGAGAAACUGAGGGUGGACUUGCAAAGGCGUAAUAUUGUCCCUCCGGCUAAGUGGCAGGCAUUGUCUGCGAGGUUUGAUGAAGUGAAAGAUAGUGGGGAAUUGCUCCUGACAGCGACUAGGAACGAUUAUUGUGCGGAUGAAAUAGACAGAGCUGUGAUGCAAAAACCGGUGGUUCCAGCCAAGAAGGCGAAUCUUGGAAGCGGUGUCAAGCCGAGGACACUCACGGCGCCGGGUGGCGGAAGUGCUGUUUUAAGCAGAGUGGGUUCCCUGAGAAAGCUCCCUGUUUCAUCUGCCUCGGCGGGCAGCAUGGAUGAGGAUACCUUCCAAAGAUCCUUCGAGGACGUUCCACAAGUUCGAAUUUUUUCACCUCGAGAAGUGUCUGACCACAUGAAAAAUAUCUAUGAUACGAUAUCUGAUCCAGGCAAGGAAUGGAACAAGCGAGUCGACGCUUUGAAAAAAAUCCGAUCAUUGAUAAUAGCUGAUGCGAUGAAUUUUGAAGAAUUCUAUCAGGGUCUUAAGCAAUUGGACAUUCCUCUUCAGGCAAUAAUUAAAGAUUUGCGAUCGCAAGUCGUGCGAGAAGGUUGCAUCACGAUCGCUUAUUUGGCACAGAUUUUGGGUAGUAAAUUCGAUCGAACCGCUGAAAUGUUGAUGUUGCCGUUAAUAAAUUUAAUCCAGAAUUCGGCAAAGAUUAUGUCUACGUCGGGGAUUGUUACUUUAAGAUUUAUUAUCCAGAAUAUUCAAAGUCCGCGACUCCUUCCUAUAAUUACAACGCACGCAGCCACGUCGAAAAGCAAAGAAAUUCGUAGGUAUUGUUGCGAGUUUUUGGAUUAUAUUUUAAAUAAUUGGCCGAUACAUUCUUUGGAAAAACACGUGGCUGCGUUGCAGGAAGCGGUGAAGAAAGGGGUCGCCGACGCGGAUCCCGAUGCCAGAGUCUCAUCUCGAAAGGCCUUUCGCGGUUUUCGUGAGCACUUUCCAGACCAAGCCGAAGCGCUAUUACAGUCUCUUGAACCUAGUUACAGAAGAGCGUUACAAGGAGAUGGAAUGUCAACCAGUUCUUCUAAUAAUAAUCUAACUAGUGGAUUUAAGACACCGAGGACUUACGGACGCAACGUUGCAACGCCGCAUAGUGCAACAGGCAGUACAGAAAACCUUUCUGGUACUAGUAGUGGCCUUCAUAGGGCUCCUUCUUUGCCCCGAAGCUACAGACAACGUAGUGGUAUACCAGUUUUAUCAAAAGAAAAUUCUGGUCGUAAAGGUUUUCGAAGCAAUUCGGCAAUCGAUUUGCAAGCAGCACAAAGAGCAAAAGUUCGGUCCCAAUAUGCCGCAAUGGCUCGCAAUAAAAUAGCAUCUGGAACGGCUAGUUUGCAGGGAGAGGUUGCGCAACAAGCACGCCCACGAAAAACCCCAGAAACAACAGCCACACAAUCACCUGAACGCUUGGGACGCACCAGAAAUAGGAAUUCGCAAUCACAACCGACUAGUAGAUCCGGUUCACCGAGUUCUCGACUGGCCUAUUUGUACAAUCGUAGUACCGAACAUGAUUCUCCACGACCUCGCAGACUAUCAUCGGGUAUUCCAAGAUCUACAACUGGCUCACGUGACACUUCGCGGGAAACAAGUCCGAAUCGUUCGACUUUGGGGAGGUUUAGACGGGGUAGUGACAGGCCGCCUUUAAGUCCGGCAUCCAGGCCGGUUUUAGCACAGAAAAUACUGCAACAGAGUCGAGAAGCCGAAAAUGCGUUAGCUGAUGUUUUCCAAAACGACUCGACUGAUCAUUAUAGGAGCCCCCGGAAAGCUAUGAGAUCGAUAGAUAAUCACUCUGAUGAGUCAGAGACCUCUAGCGUAUGUUCUGAACGCUCUUUCGAUUCUUUCAGACGACCAAGUGAUUCAUACUCAUGGAGCGGUUCACAACAAAGACUAUCAAGCAGGGAAUUGUGGGAACCCUGCCGUGACAUCAACGAGAUCAUAGUGCUGUGCGCCAGCACUGUGUGGCAGGAGCGCAAAGACGGCCUGCUGUCCUUGCAGCACUACCUCAGCUCGGAAGUCCCAUUAACCCCCGGUGAGCUCAAACAUCUCACCGAAAUCUUCACAAAAAUGUUUAUGGAUUCGCACACGAAGGGUCUCAGCGUUUUCCUUGACACCCUUCACGAGGUGAUUAAGAUGCACAAAAACGAACUCCACAAUUGGGUCUAUGUCCUCCUUCAGCGAGUUUUCGUCAAAAUCGGAACGGAAACUCUCAAUUCCGUCCAGUCGAAACUGAUGGCGACGUUGGAUAUCAUCCGAGCGAAUUUCCCGACUCCUUUGCUCAUCUCCAACGUUUACAGAUUCCUGGCCGAUGCCACACAAACACCUAAUACUAAAGUCAAAACAGUGGUGUUGACGUUUUUGACGGCGCUGUGUAAUUCGGCCGAUGGGAGUCAGUUGACGGGGGCGCCACCAGCCAAUCAGGCAUUGCAAAAAAUUAUUGCUUUCACGCAAGAUACCAAAUCGGUGGAGUUGAGGAAUGCGGCAAAGAUUUGUAUUGUGGCGAUGUGGAAUUGUAACACGCCGUUAAUGACGAUGAUGUUGUCGGAAUUGCCGAAGGAGUUGCAGGAUGUUGCGAGGAAUAUAGUGCACAAUCAUAUGCGCAAAAAUUCGACGGGGAGUGAGCCGGGAAGUCCGUCUGUGAACGCAAGUCCUAAAACUCUAUCGCCGGGGACGCCCCCGUUGCGGGAGGGGUUGGAUCAGGAGGAGAUUUACAGGAGUUUGAGGAAAACAACAGCGGAAAUACAAAAUUACAGUUACGAAACGUUAAGUUCUAAAUUAGAUAGGGAUAGGGAUACUACAUCACAAGAUUCGGGUAUUUCGCAAAUGUCGGUAGGGAAUGAUCUUAAAAAUGAUAUAGGAAUUUUGGAAGAGAGGAUGGAAGAAUUGAAUAUUAGAGCGAAUUUUAAUUCGAGAUCAGGGCCGAGGUCCUUACCACCCUUUACUUCAGUUAAUGGAAUUUCAGAAAGUGAUUAUAACGGUUACAAAAGCUUAGGAGAGUGGAAAGACACUGAUAUUAUUAAAAAUAUUUUGGAAAAGUGUGUUGUUGACCAUCCAACACCCAUUCAAGACAAAAGAAUGUUAUUAUCUCAACUUAUUAACAUGAUUAAACAAGGCCAGACUGAAGCUAUUAUACAGAAUUUUAAGAAAUUACUUCGUUUAUUGAUAGAUAACUUGAACGAGAAAGACAUGAAUAUCAGAAUAACUGUACUAGAGAUUUUGCGUGCUAUUUUUGAAAGCAAGGAAAUGAAAGAUUCUUGGUCUAGUUUCGUAGAAUUGCUCACAUUGAAGGUUUUAACCGCUCACUGCGAUGAGAGAAAAGAGGUUGUGAAAGUGGCUGAACAGACUGCGGCCGCAAUGGUCGUUUGUCCCUUCAACACGACUGUGAUGACAUUAGCGUCUUGGAUCCAGACCAGUCCAUAUCCUCCAAUAUUGGGGGCUAUUAAAAUGCUCACCAAACUGAUAGAGGCGAAUCCCGAAGACGUCACCGAUGAACAUUUGGGUCAGAUAAUGCCAGGGUUAAUAAAGGGUACGGAUCAUGCGGAAAGUCCCGUACGUAAAAGUUCGAUUUUCUGUAUGGUUGCGUUGUAUAAAGCCGUGGGAGAAGACCGACUGGCCCCUUACAUCUCUUGCUUGUCGGGAAGCAAAGUAAAAUUGUUGAGGUUGUACAUCAGCAGGUCUCAACAAAAUACAACGUCUGUACCAACAAGCCCAAAAAAUUCAGCAACGAGCUAGUCCAAGGAAAGUUUACUUACAUCUUCCUAAAAGAGACUUUUUAUUAUCACUACUAGCACAUGUUAUUUAAGCUUAAUUAUUUCGACGUAAAGAAGAGAGUAGGUUAGUUCUUGAAUUUGUUUGAUUUGAAUUUUUACAAAAACAAUGUGAUGUCAUAAGGAUCUAAAAACGAGAAACUUGAUUUUGUAUAUAGCCUAUAUAUAGUCACUUAUGGCUUUUAACGUGUUAAUUUUAUCUAACCUUUUUACUAAUGUUACUGUUGAUUUUUUUCUUUUUUAUUAAUUUAGAUGCACUGAAGUUAUAUUUAAGUGCCAUUUACAUAAUCAACACGGGAGAUGUGAAACAAAAACAACAAUUUUUCUAAAUGCAGCAGUUUGGUUUGUGAAAUGAGGGAGAUCGUCUUUUUAUAGGAUUUAAGAAAAUCCUGUUACGUGUAAAUAAAUGUAACUGUUGUUUUUGUUAUCGUUUCUUCAUUGAUAUUUAUUAAAUGUUUCAUUUUUGACUUACUGCAUUUAAUUUUCAUGUUGUGAUUAUCUAGAUUCAUUGUAAUAAAUUUGUUUACAUCGUCAUUGCACAUUAAGUUAUGAUAUUUCCCUAGUCAUAGAUCAUCUGAUUAGUACUGUUGUCACUUAAGUUUUGAUAGUAUGAACGGUUUAAAUCUUUCAACUGGAUAGAUUUAAAUUUUGAUGUUUCUUCUAUAAAUAAGACGUUAUUAAUGAUGUUUAUUAACUUUGAUGACCUUUAUUGAGAGUUUUGUAUGUUUAAAUAUAAGUUGGUUUGAAGUCAAAAUUAAUCUGAUAAUGGUUUAAGUAUAUGACACAAAAUAUUUCAGUAACGUUAAUAUACUGCAGGUUUUUUACAUAGAAGUUUCAAGUGUUAGCUUAAAGAAAUGAUAUUUUAUAUGCCAAAUAAUAUAUUAACUGUAUGUGCUAUAACUUUUUUUAAACCAAACCUUUCGUAGCCUGUAUAUAGAACAUUUUAGAUCUAGCGCCUGUAUAUCACUUGGAAGUAAAAAUGCUUUAAUAUUAUUUCCCGUUUAUUUGAGGAAUACAGUCCCAGGUGUACAUUUCAUUAUGGAAAAUUAAAAAUUAAUUUCAAAGAA
This is a messenger RNA of Tribolium madens (black flour beetle), 5618 nucleotides long. RefSeq names its product CLIP-associating protein. Gene Ontology annotation, biological process: mitotic spindle assembly. Gene Ontology annotation, molecular function: microtubule binding. The transcript is spliced from 21 exons. Gene Ontology annotation, cellular component: spindle microtubule; microtubule organizing center; cytoplasmic microtubule. The coding region runs from base 161 to 4516 and encodes 1451 amino acids. NCBI's taxonomy places the organism in Eukaryota, Metazoa, Arthropoda, Insecta, Coleoptera, Tenebrionidae. The record is from RefSeq and is a predicted model, not a curated record.